Molecule: messenger RNA, 1949 nt
Organism: Papilio xuthus (Asian swallowtail)
Lineage: Eukaryota; Metazoa; Arthropoda; Insecta; Lepidoptera; Papilionidae
Product: selenium-binding protein 1-A
Exons: 11
Coding region: 99-1520 (473 amino acids)
Molecular function (GO): selenium binding
Source: RefSeq, a predicted model, not a curated record
UCUGCAGCUGUCACAGUCACACUUGUGUAUCAAACACAGAGCAAAGAGGUUGACUUUAAAGAUAUUUUCUAUAUUUUAUUUGUGAGACCGCUUUUAUAAUGGCUUGUUGUAAAGGGCCAGGGUACUCGUCUCCUUUGGAAGCGUUUAAAAACGGUGCCAGGGAAAAACUUUUGUACGUCGUGUGCGUACAGCCUGACCUUACUAAACAAGAUUAUCUUGCGACUGUCGACGUAGAUCCAGAAUCUCCCACUUACAGCCAGGUGAUUCAUCGCACAUACACUGGAAGUGUUGGCGAUGAACUGCAUCACAGCGGAUGGAAUGUAUGCUCCAGUUGUCAUGAUAACCCGGAGUUGAAGAGAAAUCUUCUCAUACUCCCUGCACUGCAUUCUGCUAAGAUUUUUGCAGUCGAUGUCGGCACCAAUCCUAGAAAACCUGAGUUGCAUAAGGUGAUUGAUGGCGCCGAGAUGAAAUCGUUCAACUGUGCAUAUCCCCACACGGCUCAUUGCCUCGCAACCGGCGAUAUUAUGAUUUCAACCAUGGGAGAUAAAAAUGGCAAUGGAAAGGGCGAUUUUGUACUCGUUGAUGCUAAGACUUUAAAAGUAAAAGGUACAUGGACAAAAGGCGAUAAAAUUGCAAAAUUUGGUUAUGACUUUUGGUAUCAACCAUAUUAUGACGUCAUGAUCGCAUCUGAAUGGGGUAGUCCCAAGAGCUUUACAUGCGGUUUUCGUCCAGAAGAUAUUCCUAACAGAGAUUUGUAUGGAGUCUCACUCAACGUCUACAAGUGGUCUACUCGUGAACUGCAGCAGGUUAUCGAUUUAGGUGAUGAAGGUUGUGGUCCUCUUGAGAUUAGAUUUCUUCAUGAUCCAAAAGCCUCUCAAGGUUUUGUUGGAUGCGCCGUGGAAGCUAACAUAUUCAGGUUCUACAAAGCUUCAGAUGAUACUUGGAAAGCGCAGAAAGUUAUCGAUAUUCCAGCUAAAACUGUCAAAAAAGAUGGCGAAGAGUUCAAACUGAAUGGUUUAAUGUCAGACAUACUCUUAUCUUUGGAUGACAAAUAUUUGUACACUUCAUGCUGGUUGCACGGUGAUGUUCGACAAUAUGACGUCACGGAUCCGGAACAUCCCAAAUUAACAGGCCGUAUUGUCCUCGGCGGUAGAGUUGUUAAUGAUGAUUUAACUGUUAUUGAAGACAAGGAAUUUCAGGAGAUGACCCAAAAACCUGUGUAUGUAAAGAACAAGCGCUUGUACGGAUCACCGCAGAUGAUCCAACUGUCUUUGGACGGCAAACGAUUGUAUGUAUCGUCGUCUCUCUACUCUCCUUGGGAUAAGCAAAUUUAUCCCAAAAUGACAGAAAAGGGUGGAUGGAUAGUCAAGCUCGAUGUGGAUAUAGAAAAUGGUGGCUUGAAAUUGGAUCCAGAUUUCCUCAUAGAUUUUGGAUGUGAGCCAAAUGGACCGGUGCUGCCUCAUGAGAUGAGAUAUCCUGGAGGGGACUGCACGUCGGAUAUAUGGCUAGCAAAGGACUAAAACAUGAAGCCAUUCAAAGCAAAAGUUUUGUAAUCUGUUUAAUAUUUUUAAUUGUUUUAAUCCAGAUGUUAUUCAAUCUUUUAUACGUUAAUUUUUUUAUUAUUAUUUACCUAACUUUUUUAACAAUAAUAGUUAUCGAUUAAAAUAACAAUAAAAGGUCAAAAUGUUAAAAUCCAAACUCUAAUAUUGUUCAAGACUUGGUUGCAAAUACCUAAGACGUACAGUUAGUAUAUUUGAAACGUAAAAUAAUACAGCGCCCCAAGAAGCACACGCAAAAGUGUUAACUCAACGAAAGAUUUCUUAUUGAAGGGGUGGGGAAUAGAACAUUAUAUUGCUUUUAUCUCCCACACACAUUUCUCAUACUUACUAGAUAAUGUAACUCACCACACAGAGUAUAUCUUCGAUUUCAAAUAAAUACUUAUAAAAUAA